UUGUCCGAGUUGCUCUGCUUCUGCUGGUCCAGCUGGGUUCUGGACCGGUUUCGGUGAUGGUGGAUUUUCUGCCGGCUGCUCUGUUGGAAGCCUGCGUGGUGGUUGGAGCAUCUAGUGACAGACUCCAGGAAGUCUACCGGGUAUUUUAAUCUAAUAAUGGAACUCCAGAGCUUCCCCUGUUGGAGCCGGAGGUCCUUCACGUCCUGGUUCCUCCCUUCGUCAGUCGACCACAAGCUGAGAGUGAACCUCUGCGGCCGCGGGGGAAACGGCGGCAUCCGUUUCUGAGGAAGAAGGGGGAACAACUUCCUUCGUCUGCGCCUACCCCAGGUGGAGGUGCAGCGGAUGGAAAAGGAGGCAGUGAAGACAUCAGUGUACCCAAAGACAUCGACCUCAUGAUUUUACCUCAGCUCUGCUUCCCUGGUGGCCUUCAAGUAACCAGUGAACAGAAGGAUGAAGAAUUCCAUUUUUUGGUUUUUACUGACAUUUUUGGCAACAAGACCCAUGGAGUCGUAAUGCAGUGUUACCGUCCAAUACAGGAAGGAAAGUCUUUCUAUCAGAACGGAGCUGGUUCCUCCAAACUCUUCUCUGCCUACAGUUUCUGUGUCAUAUCCAAGUAUCCCUUCUUUACCGCGCUCAAAGACUGUCUGUCAUGUCUUUUAAUCCGGCUGAAAACUUGUCGGUUAUCUGACAUGGAGGGCAGAGUGAAGGAAUUUGCAGCCAAACUGACUCUUGUGCCCGUUCCGCCUCCUGGACAACUGCAUCUGAUGUUUGAAUUACGACCUCUGACCGUCAUCCUCCCUGCCAAAGCAGACAAAGACCUUCCAGCUGUAGAUUUAGACCUCCAUCUGCCGUUUCUUUGCCUCAGACCUCAGCAGCUACUGCAGGUGAUGUCGUGUCUCCUGCAAGAACAGCGGGUGGUUUUAUUCUCUGCCGACUGGUCCAGACUCACACUGAUGGCAGAGUGCUUGUUGCUUUUUCUGCAGCCUCUGUCCUGGCAGCAUACUUAUGUUCCCGUCCUGGCCAGAGGAAUGCUGGACUUUCUAAUGGCUCCGACUCCCUUUCUGAUGGGCUGCCAUCUCAGCCACUUUGCUGAAGUUGCUGCUGAAACAGAAGAUCUGAUCUUAAUUAAUAUUGAUAAAGGAACCGUCUGCACUUCUUCGUCUGAUACCAUUGACCUGCCUGAUAUUCCUCCAGCUGCUGCUGAAUGCUUCACCCAGAGGUGUCAGUCGCUGCAGAUACAUUUUGACUUGGACCGUUGGCGUCAUGCCAGUUCUACCGACAUCAACGAGCAGCGAACACAGCGGAGAACCUGGCAACAGAACCUCAACCACGACAUCCAGAGAGUCGCACUGGAGCUCGUAGUCAACAUAUUCAGGGAUGUUAGCAGUCAUCUGAACUACGAACAUCGAGUGUUUCACAGCGAAGAGUUCCUGGAAACCAGAGAACCAGCAGAACAACAGUUUUAUAAGAAGGUGUUGGAGACACACAUUUUCCAUUCCUUCCUCAAGGAUCGUCUCAACAAGAAAAUGGAUAACUUCGCUCGAAUGGAACUCAGCACUCGAUCCGAGAUGCAGAAAAUGAAUUCAAUGGCUAAACUUCCUCGCAGACCCACCAUGCAGGAGAUUCAGGCCAGGAGGAAGAGCUCCAUCACAGAGAAGCGGCUCAGUAAGAGGCUGGGGAUGAGCCUGCCGAACCUGGGAGACAACCACACAAUCAGCUUCCACAGAAACUCACUGUUGACCACGAUCAUUGUACCCGACCCUGGGCUGAAAUCGCCUCCUAAGCCCGUGAAGGUGUUUAAACUGCCAGACUUCCCAGUAUCCCUGUCGUUCUACUCCGUCCAAGGUUAUUACAGUGAGCUCAUCCAGCAGCUUGGAAAAGCUAUUUUCUCUGUCCAGAAUGAGAACUCUGCUCUGCUUGCCAGGUUCUACUACUUGCGAGGAUUCAUCAACACGUUGUGUUCGCGACGGCUGGAUGCUCUGAGUGACUUCCAGAACCUCUAUAAGACCGACACGGCCAUCUUUCCCACGGAUUUGGUCACGUUUCUGGUGGAUUCGCUGCACCGAGAUGAAAGGCAGCAAGCAGAGAGACGACCUGAACUUAAGGGACUCAUAUUUAAGGUAAAAACAGAUAACGAGAAGCAGCUGCUGCAGCCCGAUGACCACGUCAAGAAAUUUCAACUCCCUCGUCAGCAGCUGCAUCAGGAUGAGUUUGUGCGUUGUGUUCAAGAGUGCGGGAUUGUUAAAGACGUAGCGACUAUACACCGCUUAUUUGAGGCUCUCACUUACGGUCAGCCACAGAAGGUCAACCCAGAACUGUUCAAAAUCUUCUACACCUUCUGGAAGGAGGCGGAGGCUGAAGCUCAAGACGUCAACCUCCCCUCUGAAGUCAUCGACCGCCUCGAUGACAGCGAAUGCGUCUACAAGCUGUCGUCUUGUGUUAAGACUUCCCGCGGCGUCGGUAAAAUCGCCAUGACGCAGAAACGUCUGUUUUUGCUCACCGAGGGACGAGCCGGCUUCCUGGAAAUCACAAAGUUCAGAGACAUCCAGGAGGUGAAAGUGGCCACUGCUCCCUUUCUGCUCGUUCGUAUUCCUUCCCUUCGUAUCAAGACCUCCGGCAGGCCUGAGGCGUUCGAAGCCAACCUAAAGACGGAGACUGAACUCUGGAACCUGAUGGUCAAAGAGAUGUGGGCUGGACGCAAGAUGGCGGAUCAGCACAAGGACCCUCAGUACAUGACGCAGGCUCUGACUAACGUCCUGCUGAUGGAUGCCGUCACCGGCUGCCUGCAGACUCAGAGGUCCAUCGCUGCUGCUUCAAAGCUGGCUUACUUUGAUAAGAUCAAACAUGAAGUUCCUAUGAUGGUGCCUAAAACUACCUCAGAGACUCUGAAACACAAAGUCAACCCAUCACUGGACCUGGCUGAACCUCAGACUGUGCGUGUGCUGCUCUACACACCAGGUCAGCUGACUUGCAACGACUCGGAGGCUGAGAUGAACCCGAAGCUGUGGGUGGCUCUCAGCGGAGGCAGGGUGGUUGUAUUUGAUGCAGCGAGCUGGACCAUACUGCAGGCCUGCAUCCAGGUCGGAGAGUCGCAAGUGAACUGCAUGAUGGGAUUGGUCCAGGAGCAGGUGUGGAUCGGUUCUCAGGACUCUGUCAUCUACAUCAUCGACACUCACAGCAUGUCCUGCAACAAGCAGCUGACUGAGCACAGACAGGAAGUGACCGGCCUCACAAUGGACACCAGAGAUCUGAACAUUAGUCAGCUGACGUACUCCUGCAGCUGUGAUGGUUCGAUCCUGCAGUGGGACUCGUCCAGUCUGAAAGUGAAGCGACAGUUUCACCUCAACUGUGAGCGACUCUCCUCCAUACAGGUCCAUGAUGGAACUCUGUGGUGCUGUUGUGAUGACAGCAUUGUGGAACUGAAAAAAAGUGGGACAACGCAGAGAAGAAUCACACUUCCCGGUGACCUACGGAGCAUGUCCAGCAGCUUCAGCAGCUUUGUCGUCAUCCCAGAGCGAGGGCAGGUGUGGACCGGAUGUGCAGACUCAGUGCAUUUAUGUCUCUGGCAAACAAACAACCACAGACAUCCACCUAAAAGAAUCCCUCUGCCAGGAAGGUCAGGAAUCACCUGCAUGAUCCGAGUCAAAGACCAGAUCUGGGUGGGCUGCUGUGGUCGCAGCGGCGUUGGAGGCGAGCGUGACGGUCAGCUGAGGAGUCAAGUGUUGGUGGUCGACCCCCAGAGCCACACGGUGGAAAAGGAGCUGCAGGCCCAUUCAGACAGCGUCCAGACGCUGUGCUCUGCUGAGGAUCGGUAUGUCCUGAGCGGCUCUGCACGGCGCGACGGAAAGAUCGCCAUCUGGAAGGUGGAGUAGAGAACAAGAGGCGGAGGAAGCAGUAGAAGGAAAAGAGGUGGGUGGACGUGAAGCAAGAGAGGAGCACUAGAAAAGACAUUUAUGAGAAAAAAUAGCAAACAAAUGUUUGACUUUUGGGGUGUUUGUGACCGUAAGAUCGUCCUGCUGGCAGCUGAAGAUGAAGACACAUGAAAAGUAGAUGGAUGUAAAGGGAAGAAUUAUUUUUUAUCACUUGUAGGAAGAUUUAAAUGAUAACUGAGAUUUUUUUUUUGUCAAGAGCUGAAGAAACAAAAUGCUGAAAGCUGCCCUGAGGAUUACAUUUUGUUGAAAGAGAAGGAUAUUUUUGAAUGUUUUAAAAUAUUUGAUUUUGACGUGAUGACAGCAGUGCAGUAUUAAAAGGCUCUAAUUUAAAUUGCCAAAUAAAUUAAAUGUUUAAGACUUUA
Messenger RNA from Acanthochromis polyacanthus (spiny chromis), 4294 nucleotides. Its product is annotated as DENN domain-containing protein 3-like. The transcript has 27 exons. Gene Ontology annotation, biological process: regulation of Rab protein signal transduction. Lineage: Eukaryota; Metazoa; Chordata; Actinopteri; Pomacentridae. Gene Ontology annotation, cellular component: cytoplasmic vesicle. The record is from RefSeq and is a predicted model, not a curated record. Gene Ontology annotation, molecular function: protein binding.